CGACCUCCCCCGACGCCUGACCGCUGCUUCUGGGGUACUGUUUCCGGGUCAGGGUGACCUCUGGGGUGAAGAAACUGCGACUGGGAGCGGGACCCGGGCGUGCAGCAUUCGCCAUGCUCGGCUCACGCGUGGGAGACUGGUCUGCGGGGUACCGGCCCGGAAAGCACCCAGCCUCCAAAGCCGCCUUCCUCAGGAAAAUUUCCGUGACCGUGACCUUACAGUCCUCCGUCUACAGGCCUUGUACCUCUCCAGGCCGAUUUUUCCACAAUUUAAAUCCCAGUCCACCUGGUAUCCAGCUGCAGCAACUUAGAGCGUUUCACGUCACGCCGGGCGCCAGGCGUCGGCUUGUAUAACCUGAAAACGCUCCUGUUUUUUCUCAUCUGUGCAGUGGGUUUUGAUUCCCACCAUGGCCAUCAGCCAGUUUCGGUUAUUUAAAUUUUGUACCUGCCUAGCAACAGUAUUCUCAUUCCUAAAGAGAUUAAUAUGCAGAUCUGGCAGAGGACGGAAAUUAAGUGGAGACCAAAUAACUUUGCCAACUACAGUUGAUUAUUCAUCAGUUCCUAAGCAGACAGAUGUUGAAGAGUGGACUUCCUGGGAUGAAGAUGCACCCACCAGUGUAAAGAUCGAAGGAGGGAAUGGGAGUGUGGCAACACAACAAAAUUCUUUGGAACAACUGGAACCUGACUAUUUUAAGGACAUGACACCAACUAUUAGGAAAACUCAGAAAAUUGUUAUUAAGAAGAGAGAACCAUUGAAUUUUGGCAUCCCAGAUGGGAGCACAGGUUUUUCUAGUAGAUUAGCAGCUACGCAAGAUCUGCCUUUUAUUCAUCAGUCUUCUGAAUUAGGUGACUUAGAUACCUGGCAAGAAAAUACCAAUGCAUGGGAAGAAGAAGAAGAUGCAGCCUGGCAAGCAGAAGAAGUUCUAAGACAGCAGAAACUAGCAGACAGAGAAAAGAGAGCAGCCGAACAACAAAGGAAGAAAAUGGAAAAGGAAGCACAACGGCUAAUGAAGAAGGAACAAAAUAAAAUUGGUGUGAAACUUUCAUAACACAUGUUCUUCACAUUUUAUCAUGCCAGUAGGAGAAAUCUCAGCUCCACAACUCUAGCAACAUUUGUAUGGAUGUAAGAGUAUUUUAAGAAUAUACACUGCUUGAUUUUAAUACAUUGAUCAAGCCAUCCAGGACACCAGGAUUCUCCCAAAGUACCUUGAACUCUUAGUGAUUGAGACUCAAAAAAACAAAAAAGACUUGAGACAAUGUUUUCUUCAACGUGCUCCAAAUAUAAGACAAUUGUUUGCUGUACAGAAAGUAUCACAAAUGGAAUAUAUCAGUACCUCUCAAGCUAGGGUUUCUAGCUAAAUAAAUGGGUGUAUAUAAUUUUAUGGUGGAAAAGGUCUGUUAUGAUUUCCUUCAAUGUGCAUAAUGAUAAAAUAAAUAAUUUUAAUAUUGUUUCCAUGGUUACCUGACCUAAAUUAGAUAAAUUGUAGGGCUUUAGCUUUCUUAUUUUUGUCAAAAGUUGGUGUUGACAUACAUUCUCUCUAAUUUGAACUGGUAUUGUUUACGUUUGAUACAACAUUAAGGAAUUUGAUGAUUUUCAUUUCAUGAAAAUGACAUUAAAUGCAAUAAUUUUAUUUAUCAUAAACAUUUUGUACAUCAUUGUUUUCUUUUGGAUUGGUGUUGUAAUGUCAUACAUGUAAUUUAUACCGCAUGUAUAAACAUUGAAAAUCAACUAAAAUGACAUUUGUUUUACAUUAUAACUUGUGAGUUUUAAGAACUAGUAUUAGUAGUUUUUUCCUUUCACUAUAGAUUUUAAGAUGUUGUGGUAUCUUUGAGUGCCUUAGUUCUUCCUCCAUCCCAAAAGCCAUUAAUUUACAAAUGCAUAAAGCCAUCAGGUCAAAUAUUUCAAAGCUUGUAGAUGAUUUCUGUAUUAGCUUUAGAUGUCCGACAUUAUGUAGGUUACCUGUGUUAUUGGCUAGGAUAACAUUAUUGAUUCAUUAAAUCCUAAAGGUAGGAAUAAUAAUCUUUUAUUUAUGCUGUUGAUUGGCUCCAAAAUAGUCUUAAGGAAAUAGUUAAAUACUGUGUUUAUAGGGGAAAAGUAGACUUGAUAGUUUAAAAUCCCAUUAACCUUUUCAUCACAACUGAAAUGCAUCCAGCUCGAUUUUCCUAUCAUUUUAGAAUUUUUAAAGAUUUUUACUAAGUUACUGCCUAGAAUCAACACUCUGUGAGAUUUUAAAAUGUCAUAGAUACUCUACAGGCCAAACCUUGCUAAUUUAUUUUACUUAAAGUGAUAUUUUAUAGAAAAAUCAUAAGUUAUACAAUGAGAACCCUUUAAGCCCUUAGCCUAAGAUUCCAGACUAAAUGUGAUUAUAGAAUAAGAUGAAAUUUAACUUUGAUACAGAGUUUGUUAUAGCCCCAAAUUAUAUUUCCAGUUAUAUUCAUUAGAAUUUCUGCUAAUAAACUCCCAACUUAAAUAGAACUGGGCUCAAAGUUUUAAUAAUGUAUUCUCUUCCUUCUUUGUAUUUAUAUUUAGUUAUUAUGGGAAUACAACAUGGCUUGUCUAAAUUUGGAGUUCAUAAAGGAUAAAACUUCCUUUAGCUCAAUUACUUGUAUUGCUUUUCCCCAGUAACUGAAAAGUAUUUAAGUUUGCUUUGGUCAUGAUUUUCAUAUGUUUGAGGGUUUUUUUGUUGUUGUUUUUUGGCUUUUUGGUUUUUGGUUAUUUAAAAAUAAAGAGGUUAGAAAUUAUAGUUAGUAUGAUUAAUUAGGAAGAAAUAUAUUUUUCUUGUGGAAAGAAUAGGUAACAAUUCUGGAAUUUAUUUUAUCUCUAUUGAUGUGUAAACUAAAUUCCUGUAUUAACUUGGGUAUAUUUUGGUCCCAAAAGUAGUCACUGAGUUAAAUGCAUAUGAUAAACAAUUCAUGGUAGCAUACUGUCUCCUUUAGCUACUAAAUUUACGGUUUCUAUUUUUUGUUUUAUUGAUUUCAAUAAAGAAUUGUCAGUUUUAGAUGCUUAUUAGAAGUAAUAAGAAAUACUGGUAGGCUUAGAUAGAAUUAGUGACAUUUUAACCAUUACCAAAAUUGUGCAUUUCAUGUACUGAGAUAACAAGUAAUCAAAGACAUGUGAAACUUACCUUGUGUUUUUUUUUUAAUGUAAUUUCAUAGUUUCUAGCCAUUUCCUGUAACAUGUUUAAUUGAGUUGAUAUUUUAGAACUGAAAAUUUUAAAUUCUGCAUCCAAAUUUCUCAG
Macaca mulatta (Rhesus monkey) is the source of this 3238-nucleotide messenger RNA. RefSeq names its product estrogen receptor binding site associated antigen 9 (gene EBAG9). Lineage: Eukaryota; Metazoa; Chordata; Mammalia; Primates; Cercopithecidae. Gene Ontology annotation, cellular component: secretory granule. The record is from RefSeq and is a predicted model, not a curated record.